Molecule: messenger RNA, 282 nt
Organism: Rhizoctonia solani
Lineage: Eukaryota; Fungi; Basidiomycota; Agaricomycetes; Cantharellales; Ceratobasidiaceae
Exons: 2
Coding region: 1-282 (93 amino acids)
Source: RefSeq, a predicted model, not a curated record
AUGUACACUCAACACACCAACAAUCCAUUUGUUAACCCAGCCCAAGACGAUGCAUCGUCUCGAUAUCCAGACAUAAGCAACAUGGGGAGCCCUCAGAACAUGGGUGGCCCAUCUCAGUGGCAGUCGCAGCCGCAAUACGGUCAACCUAACCAAGGAUACAACCAGAGUGGCUUCAUGCAGCAACAGCCGCAACAACAACAUCCAGGAUAUAUGCAGUCUCAGCCCAGCUAUGGGUAUGGAAUGAGCCAAGGGAUGCCACAAGCAGCACCAUAUUCCUCCUAG